Caenorhabditis sp. 36 PRJEB53466 is the source of this 361-nucleotide messenger RNA. The record is from the annotation of a GenBank genome assembly. NCBI's taxonomy places the organism in Eukaryota, Metazoa, Nematoda, Chromadorea, Rhabditida, Rhabditidae.
AUGGUGUCGCCGUCCGCCACGCGCAACGUGCUGCACACCUACGGCAAACGGGGCAUCUACAUUUCGUUCGCCGCCGCUGUCGUCUCGACUGUCGCCUUCAACGCGUUCUACGUCUGGCCACGUCACAACAAAUACGAGGAGUUCUUCGCGUAAGUUACUUUUUAAAAAAUUCGAGAAGGAGGUCAAUAUUUAAGAAUUUUCAAACGUAAAAAGCCUAAAACACGUUCAUUUUUACAGAAACUACGAUCCGUACACGCGCAUGAAGGAGAUUUGCGCGGCGAACAAGGGAUACAUGCACACGUGCCCGAAAGAGCUCGCCAAACUGUACGAGGAGAAGGGCAAAACGGUCGCCGAGCACUAA